AUGUCUUUAACCGUAGACCUCAGCAGCCCCACGACAUCUAAACAUGGACUUCAUCAGAACAUUUCCCCAAGUUCCCCAUCCGGAAUAAACGUGCUCAUCGUGGGCGCGGGCCCCGUCGGAGUUUACACGGCGCUCUGCUGCUGGCGAAAGGGCCAUAAUGUCCGCAUUAUCGAGCGCAGCCCCGUUGCAAGAACCCAGGGGGACUUCUUCACCAUUACGCAGCAGAUCAUUAGCCACAUUCAAACCUGGCCCGACCUGGUCGAGGAGAAUGAGCGCAUCGCCGUCGACCCGUGGGUCCUGUACUCCAAGAUUAAUGGCGACGUCAUCUCGGGCCCCGAGGCUUUCAACUGGAAGCCAAGAACCGCUGCCGUCGUCCAGGAUGAUCAACAAGGCGAAACCCCGAGACGCAUGUAUCGGCACCAUCGACCCAAGUUUUUGCAAAUGUUGAUCUCGCAGCUCGAGAGGGUCGGCAUCAAAAUCGAAUAUGGAUGCCGCGUCACCGAGUACUAUGAGAACAAAGGUGUCGGUGGAGUUGUUCUGGAUGACGGGCGGAAGAUGGAGGCCGAUGUCGUUGUUGCUGCAGAUGGUAUUGGGACCAAAUCCCACAAGCUAGUCAACAACCACGACGUUAGGGCUCGGAGCAGUGGAUGGGCAUCUUUCCGGGCUGCGUUUCCCGUAGAGCGCAUCGCCGAGGAUAAGGAACUUGAUGAGGGACUCGCGAUCCUGGACAACGGGCAUCCCCUCGUUCGGAUGAUGCAUGGACCAGGAGUACACAUGAUUAUCCUUAGAACCAAUGACAUUGUAAGCUGGGGUAUUAUGCACAAAGACGACGGCGGAGCCCAAGAAUCUUGGCAGCAGACGGUCAAGGUCGAUACCGUACUAGACUGUCUGUCCAAGGUCCCAGACGUUCCGGAUUUUGUCAAGAGACUGAUCAAGGCCACGCCCGAGGACGGCAUCGUGGACUGGAAGCUGAUGCUCAGGAACCCUCAGCCCAUCAUCACCUCACCCCUCGGCCGGCUAGUUCAAGCCGGUGAUGCUGCGCACACGUACCUGCCUAGCUCUGGCAGCGGUGCGAAUCAGGGCAUCGAGGACGCGAUAUACCUGGCCACCUGUCUGGAGUUGGGGGGCAAGGAGAAUGUUCAAUGGGCCACGCGGGUCCAUAACAAGCUGCGCUUCGAGAGGGUCUCGUGCUGCCAAAAGGUCGGCUUCAUCAAUUUUGCGCGGCGCAACAACAAGGACGCCCAGGCCGUGUCGCGCGAUCCGAGCAAGAUUAAGACGGAGCAAGGCCAAUGGAUGUGGCGUCACGAACCGGAAAAGUACGCUUACGAUAACUACCACCCGGCACUAGAGCAUUUGCAAAAUGGGGCCGAAUUCGCCAACACGAAUAUCCCACGAGGCCAUGUCCAUGAAGACUGGACCGUCGAUGAGCUGAUGGCCAAGAUUGAAAAGGGGGAGCCGAUUGAGUUUGAUGGUGACUGGUCUUGA
Molecule: messenger RNA, 1485 nt
Organism: Pestalotiopsis fici W106-1
Lineage: Eukaryota; Fungi; Ascomycota; Sordariomycetes; Amphisphaeriales; Sporocadaceae
Exons: 4
Coding region: 1-1485 (494 amino acids)
Biological process (GO): secondary metabolite biosynthetic process
Molecular function (GO): monooxygenase activity; FAD binding
Source: RefSeq, a predicted model, not a curated record